This is a messenger RNA of Chaetomium fimeti, 3402 nucleotides long. RefSeq lists its product as uncharacterized. NCBI's taxonomy places the organism in Eukaryota, Fungi, Ascomycota, Sordariomycetes, Sordariales, Chaetomiaceae. The transcript has a single exon. Gene Ontology annotation, cellular component: microtubule organizing center. Bases 216 to 3071 code for a protein of 951 amino acids. The record is from RefSeq and is a predicted model, not a curated record.
GGUAAGCUCAAAGCUGGGAAGUUCGAGAGGUUCCCCACGCCAAUUGCAUCUCUUCCCCACAAACACGACGGCGACCCAACGCGAUGGAAUGCUGGCUGCAACGUUCGGUGCUUUCCGAAAACUGUCAAUUCCUCCCUUUUCGUCACGUUCCUCUUCUCAUUCUUCCUGCUUGUUAGUUUCCCAACCCAACUCGCCGAGUCCACUGUCUCGCCGAGAUGGACGGCUACGGGGCCGCACCCAGGACCAGCAGCAGGUCACACCACACGGAACCGACUGAGCACCCCAAAUCCUCACCCGUCUACUCCAUGUCGCCCCUUUUGCUCGAAAGGCUCCAGCGAUCACGGCGGAUCGAAAGCGAUCGUGUCUCGUCUCAGUCGAGCACCGAUAUGCUUUCCUCCUCCGCCGGCUCCAGGCAUGUGCGGAGCCCUUCCCCCACCAACAGCCACCGCCCUGGGUCGAGUGGAGGUCUCGAUCCGACAAAGGCAAAGAAAGGUCUGGGCGUCAAGGAGAUGGAGCAGACUGUAUCCACGUUGCACAAACAGAACUUCGAUCUCAAGCUCGAACUGUACCACCGGAGGGAGAGGCAAACGGCCCUGGAGGAGCGCCUAGAUGCCCUCGAGCGGGAAGCAAAGGAGCGGGAUGACCUGAACGACUCGCUGGUGCACGAGCUGGAAAAACGGGACAAAGCUGUCGAGGAGGCGAUAGGGAUGAUCCUCACGUUGGAGAGACGUGUCGAGCAGCUCCUCCUGGAGAGGAACAUGGUACGCCAGGUCGAAGCCGAAGCGCCCACAUACCCUCGCAUUGAUUCGCCUGCCGUCACUCCGGCGUCCAAGAACCCACGCCUCGGUUCCUCGACGCAUGCCGACGCCAAGACGCCCAUUCGCAUGCCGAGUUUCGUCUCUGACCGGAGCGAAAACACCGAGAACCUUAGAAGUGUGUAUCUCGGUACGCUUGGUGGGGAUAGCGCCCUCACGUUGCCCCGCCUAGCUGAUGACACACCCGAAACCGCACGCAUCGAUCCGAGACUGGCUAGCCCCGCGCUGAGUGAGCUCAGUGAAAGUUCGUUCGUCAGCGUCUACGGCCGUAGCCGGCCUGCAAACCCUUCGUCGCCGCCCGGAGAUAGUCCGUGGCUACGGGACAGGUCAUCCAGGACGCCCGUGCCAGCCCUUGAUUCUCCGACUAGGGUUAGAACUUCGACACCGUCGAGGCAGCAGCGCCCGAGUAGCUCACGCGCCACCAGUGGGCAGUUCCACAACAUUGGCGAUAUUUUGGAAGCUGUACCAUCGCCUCGCCGGCAGCCGGAGAAGGCCAAGCCCUCACAGGCAACCAUGAGUGAUUUGCCAAGGCCGCCGACUGCGAACAACCAAACAUCACCGUUUGCCCGCCCACCUGUCCCCAAUGGCCAGCCAAACACGAAACAAGAGAAACGAGAAUCCCUCGGGAGGGUAUACACUCAGGGCCAAUUCAACAGUCCCCAAGCACUGCCCCCGACACCCGACACACUCUCUUCCACCACGUUUUCUCGGAAUGAGACACCGCCAAAGGAACAAAAUCCCGAACAUGAGCGGAGUUUUCUCUACCUGACCGAAACGAACACGUCGAGAGCAUCGGGCCACGAGGAACAGAGGUCGCCGUCCGGGACCGCCCAUCCCGCACCCGCCCCGGUAUUUGACAAUAGAAAACACCUCCGUGCGACUGGCGGUUCCUCUCACACGGCUUCACCCACACUAGAAGCCCACCCGCCGCGCACGGCCGCCGAGGCGGCGACCGCGCGUGGCCGCGAGGCCAACAGCUGGGGUGGCGAAGCGUCGAGGUACAGGCCUGCACAUCGCAGGGACUCGACAAACUCCAGUGUGGAUACCUGGCUCCGCGAGAGCUUGAAGCCAGAGAGUAUGGAUGCAUUGGGCCCGACGAGCUCUAUAUCGCAGGCUCACGCUAGCGUCAAGAAGGGCCGCGCCUCGCCGGAUCUGUUUUCUUUCCCUACGUCCGCCACUGGCUGGGCGACGCAUGCGAUGUUUGGUGGCCGCGGCGGGAAAGGGCACAAAGGUUCGGGCAGCAAACAAGCGCCAGUCACACCCAUCGCAGACAUGUUGGACGCCGUCGGCACCUCAGUCCCCACACCUCCUAUCCCGGGCACGGGCCGCAUGACUCCUGUCCACGGUGCCGCGGCCCCGCCAGCCCCCAACAGACGCUCCAGCCUUCUCGCCAGAACCGGAUCGGCCGCGGAUGCAAUGCCUGGAACGGAAAGCAUCCCGCAGUCGCCAUCCCGCUUGUGCACCUCUCCCCAGGUGAACAGCCCCGCGCGGGGCAGCCGGGCUCGCAGUAACAGCACCGACGUUCGGGCCCCCGCGCACUACCCGACCGAGCUCGGCUUGAAACAGAGCCGGGCCAUGACCGUCCCACCCAAACAGGUUCACGCGCCGCCGCCGCCCAAACAACAGCCACCGCCAGGAACCCCGGGCAAGCAGGACACCUCCACCACUCCCCUUCCCAAACAGCGGCACUACCCGCCCCAAACCCAGACCUCCCGCCCGCGGUCGCGCGGCUUGAACACGUUCUUUCGGCGAUCCACUGGGUCAGCCGAUGUCCCCACGCCGCCGGCCAGUGCUCCGCCGAUGCAAACGGCGUUCAAACCGCCACCCCCACCGCAGUCCAGGUCCGGAACCGGGAACGGGACGGCGACGGCGACGGGAAUGGGCAUCGCCAUGGGCAUGCCCUCGUGGGUGCGGCGCGGGUCGCUGGUGGACGAGGACCGGGCCAGCGCCACGCCGCCGCCCAUUUUGAGGAACAAGGACGUCUCGCCGUCUGGCGCUGCUGGGGCGGCGCGGGCCGCGGAGGAGGAGGAUGGGGAUGGUGGAGCCGAGCUGGAGCCGUCGCCUGGCGGCGGCGUGCCGGUGGGCGUGGUGCCCGCUGGGAAACCGUCGUCGAGGAAGUCGUGGGGUGGGGGCAGUGGUGGCGGUGGAGAGGGCGGAGAGGGUGGGGGUGUGUCGCUUGGGAGUGCGGGUGGUGGGAAGAGGAAGUGGCUCGGCCUGGGGAGGGUGGCCAGCUUGCGCAAUCGUGGCGGGGCGUAGAGCGCCCGCGGAUGGUUUCGGAGGGGUUGUGAUGCGCGUUGAUGCGUCUCGUUUGAGCGUUUGCUUGACGCAUGUGGGCGUUUGCUUGACGCAUGUGGCAGGAAAAAGGGAGCAGCUGGACCCGGGAGGGUCGGUACCAGCUUGCGCAACCGCGGUGGGGCGUCGAGCGCCCGCGGAUGAUUUUGGGGGGGAUGUGAUGCGCGUUGAUGCGUCUUGUUUGAUCGGUGUUUGCCUGUCGCAUAUGAUGAUGACUUGCGAGGAGUUGGGUGGAUGACUUCUUUUGGCUUGUGGUUGGGUUGCUUUGGCGUUCAGGGCUUGUUUAAGUUGAGCC